Molecule: messenger RNA, 2281 nt
Organism: Salvia miltiorrhiza (redroot sage)
Lineage: Eukaryota; Viridiplantae; Streptophyta; Magnoliopsida; Lamiales; Lamiaceae
Product: phosphoinositide phospholipase C 2-like
Exons: 9
Coding region: 270-2024 (584 amino acids)
Biological process (GO): phosphatidylinositol-mediated signaling; lipid metabolic process
Molecular function (GO): phosphatidylinositol-4,5-bisphosphate phospholipase C activity
Source: RefSeq, a predicted model, not a curated record
CAAACGGAGGGUUUAUUUUUUGGACGAUGACGAUGGUGUAACUGCAAUUUACUGCAUAGUAAGAAAAGAAAAGAAACAUUAAUGGCGAUGAUGGCAAAGACGUGGCCAAUCCGCGGUGAGCUGGCCCCACUCCCUCAUCUUGCAAAGGCAUCUACGGUUUGAUUCCGUUGCAAUCAAUGCAUCUAAUCCUUUCCUCUCGGACCUCUUCAAACUAUUAAUCCCCAUUUUUUUCAUCUCUCAUUGUCAAUUCUCAACCCACUCCCUUCCACAUGUCGUCCAAGCAGACCUACCGUGUGUGCUUCUGCUUCCGCCGCCGCUUCCGCCUCGCCGCCUCCGAGGCGCCGGCCGACGUCAAGGAGAUGUUCACUAAGUACUCCGACAACGGCCUCAUGGACGCCGAACACCUGCGCCUCUUCAUGGAGGAGGUCCAGGACCAGAAGGAUGCCACCGUGGAGGACGCGCAGGCCAUUAUCGAUAGCCUCAAGCACCUCAAUAUUUUUCAUCGCCGCGGCCACGGCUUCAAUCUCGAGGGUUUCUUCAAGUACUUGUUUGCUGAUGAUAAUCCGCCAAUUAACGCGAAGCGUGGGGUGUACCAGGACAUGACUGGUCCUCUUUCUCAUUAUUUUAUAUACACGGGCCAUAAUUCCUAUCUGACGGGGAAUCAACUAAGUAGUGAUUGUAGUGAUGUUCCCAUUAUAAAUGCAUUGCACAGAGGUGUCAGAGUUAUUGAAUUGGACAUAUGGCCGAAUUCCGCUGGUGAUAAUGUCAAUGUACUCCAUGGACGGACGCUAACCACUCCUGUUGAGCUCAUCAAAUGUUUGAGGUCAAUCAAGGAAAAUGCAUUCGUUGCAUCUGAAUAUCCCCUUGUAAUAACAUUAGAAGAUCAUCUUACUCCAGAGCUUCAGGCUAAAGUGGCUGAGAUGAUCAAUCAAACAUUUGGAGACAUCCUGUUUGCCCCUGGUUCAGAAUGUUUGAAAGAUUUUCCUUCCCCAGAAUCUCUGAAGAAAAGGAUUAUUAUAUCUACCAAACCACCAACAGAGUACUUAAAGGCCAAGGAUGUUAAAGUAAAAGAGAGUGACUCAAAAAAAGAAAAGGAUGAUGAAGCCUGGGGAAGUGAGCCCAAUUAUUAUCAAUCUAGAGCGGACGACAAGGAUGAUGAAUAUGGGGAGGAUGAUGAAGAUGACGAAGAGGAUGCUCAGGAACAGCAAAAUGAAGCCCCAGAAUAUCGACAGUUGAUUGCUAUUCAUGCUGGAAAGGGGAAGGGUGGAAUGAAGGACUGGUUGAAGGUUGACCCUGAUAAAGUGAGACGUCUUAGCUUGAGUGAGCAAGAGCUUGAGAAGGCCAUUGAAGAUUAUGGAAAAGAUAUUAUCAGGUUUACUCAAAGGAACUUGCUUAGAGUAUACCCUAAAGGUAUACGUUUUGAUUCAUCCAAUUACAAUCCUCUCAUUGCAUGGUCACAUGGAGCCCAAAUGGUUGCAUUCAACAUGCAGGGUUAUGGAAGAUCGCUUUGGGUGAUGCAUGGCAUGUUCAGGGCCAAUGGUGGUUGUGGAUAUGUUAAAAAGCCUGACAUUUUGUUGAAACCUAAUGCAUAUGGCGAGGUCUUUGAUCCUAAUGCAUCAUUACCUGUUAAAACAACUUUGAGGGUGACUGUGUAUAUGGGUGAAGGAUGGUAUUAUGACUUCCGUCAUACGCAUUUUGAUACUUAUUCUCCUCCAGAUUUCUAUGCUAGGGUUGGCAUUGCUGGAGUGCCUGCUGAUACCGUCAUGAAGAAAACAAAGACACUCGAAGAUAAUUGGAUACCGACUUGGGAUGAGGCGUUUGAGUUCGAACUAAGAGUUCCAGAACUGGCAUUACUUCGAAUUGAAGUUCAUGAGUAUGAUAUGUCUGAGAAGGAUGAUUUCGCUGGCCAAACCUGCCUGCCGGUAACGGAGCUCUGCCAAGGUAUCCGAGCUGUUCCACUUCACAACCGCAAGGGGGUCAAGUACAACUCUGUGAAGCUUCUCAUGCGGUUUGAGUUCGUCUGAUCUGCAAUGUCUCUUUUCUUUUGGCUGGGGAUUAGUCAACCAUGUACGUGUUGUAUAUAUAAAGAAAAACAUGGUGUAGUUCCUUGUUGAACUCUGUUUUAUCGGAUUCUUUAACUCAUGUACAGGACUCUUUUGGGUGUGUGUGUGAGUGUGAGUUCGGCGUCAGAUGCAAAUUUGAGCUUGUUUAAUAGCGUUGCUUUGCUGUAAUGAAUAUCUAUGUAAAAUAUCACACGAGGCGUUUGAUGCCUUCUUGUCUC